Messenger RNA from Arabis nemorensis, 2769 nucleotides. The record is from the annotation of a GenBank genome assembly. Lineage: Eukaryota; Viridiplantae; Streptophyta; Magnoliopsida; Brassicales; Brassicaceae.
AUGGCUAUUUCCAAAGACCUUUAUCCUUCUCAGGAAGAUCUCGUAUACGAAGAGGAAAUUAUACGGAAUCCUUUUAGCUUGAAGCUUUGGUGGAGGUAUUUGAUUGCUAAAGCCGAGUCUCCUUUCCAGAAGCGAUUCAUUAUCUACGAGAGAUCCUUAAAAGCUCUUCCUGGAAGCUAUAAGUUGUGGUACGCUUAUCUUCGGGAAAAACUUGAUAUUGUUAGGAAUUUGCCUGUUACUCAUUCUCAGUAUGAAUCCCUUAACAACACUUUUGAAAGAGCUCUUGUCACUAUGCAUAAGAUGCCCAGGAUUUGGGUUAUGUAUCUGCAGACCCUUACGGUGCAGAAACUGAUUACUCGGACACGGAGGACUUUUGACCGUGCUCUUUGUGCUUUGCCUGUUACCCAACAUGAUAGGAUCUGGGAGCCUUAUCUUGUGUUUGUGAGCCAGGAAGGUAUUCCUAUUGAGACCUCACUUAGGGUUUAUCGAAGGUAUCUCAUGUAUGAUCCUAGUCACAUUGAGGAGUUUAUUGAGUUUCUUGUGAAGUCGGCUCGUUGGCAAGAAUCUGCAGAGCGAUUGGCUUCUGUGCUGAAUGAUGACAAGUUUUAUUCUAUUAAAGGGAAGACGAAGCACAAACUGUGGAUGGAGUUGUGCGAGCUUCUUGUGCACCAUGCCAAUGUUAUUUCGGGUCUCAAUGUCGAUGCUAUCAUCAGGGGAGGCAUUAGGAAGUUCACAGACGAAGUGGGAAUACUGUGGACUUCUCUUGCGGAUUAUUACAUUAGGAAGAAUUUGCUGGAGAAAGCCAGGGAUAUCUAUGAGGAAGGCAUGAUGAAAGUGGUUACCAUGAGAGACUUCAGUGUUAUAUUUGAUGUUUAUUCUAGAUUUGAGGAAAGUACUGCUGCCAAACGGGUGGAGAUGAUGAGUUCAAGCGAUGAAGAGGGUGAGACCGAAGAGAACGGUGUAGAGGAUGAUGAGGAUGUCCGCCUCAAUUUUUCUCUCUCGGUGAAAGAGCUACAGAGGAAGAUAUUGAAUGGGUUUUGGUUGAACGAUGAUAAUGAUGUUGAUCUCAGAUUGGCUCGCUGGGAAGAACUGAUGGACAGAAGACUAGCACUAUCAAACAGUGUGCUCCUUAGGCAAAAUCCGCACAAUGUUGAGCAAUGGCAUCGUAGAGUCAAAAUAUUUGAGGGAAACGCAGCAAAGCAGAUUCUCACUUACACAGAAGCAGUGAGAACUGUGGAUCCUAUGAAAGCAGUUGGGAAGCCUCACACAUUGUGGGUUGCGUUUGCCAAGUUGUAUGAGAACCACAAAGACCUUGUCAACACAAGAGUGAUUUUUGACAAGGCAGUCCAGGUAAACUAUAAAACCGUGGAUCAUCUCGCCAGCGUUUGGUGUGAGUGGGCUGAGAUGGAGUUGAGGCACAAGAAUUUCAAAGGAGCAUUAGAGCUAAUGAGGCGUGCUACAGCUGUACCAACAGUAGAAGUCAGACGGAGAGUCGCUGCUGAUGGGAAUGAACCAGUCCAGAUGAAGCUGCAUAAAUCCUUGAGGCUUUGGUCCUUUUAUGUUGAUUUGGAGGAAAGCUUGGGGACUUUAGAAUCGACAAGAGCAGUCUAUGAGAAGAUAUUAGAUUUGAGAAUAGCUACGCCUCAGAUCAUUCUGAAUUAUGCUUUCCUUCUUGAGGAAAAUAAGUACUUUGAAGAUGCUUUCAAGGUGUAUGAAAGAGGUGUCAAGAUAUUCAAGUAUCCUCAUGUUAAAGACAUAUGGGUAACGUAUCUUACAAAGUUUGUCAAGAGAUAUGGGAAGACAAAGCUGGAGCGAGCGAGAGAGUUGUUUGAGCAUGCUGUUUCAAUGGCAAGUUCAUCUGCUCCAUCUGAUGCUGUCAGGACCUUGUACCUUCAGUAUGCUAAGCUAGAAGAGGAUUAUGGUCUGGCCAAGCGAGCCAUGAAAGUUUAUGAGGAAGCAACCAAAAAAGUUCCUGAAGGCCAGAAGCUUGAGAUGUACGAGAUUUACAUUUCUCGUGCAGCUGAGAUAUUUGGUGUUCCUAGAACUAGGGAGAUAUAUGAGCAAGCAAUAGAAUCUGGGCUACCACACAAGGAUGUGAAGAUCAUGUGCAUAAAAUUUGCAGAGCUGGAGAGAAGCUUAGGAGAAAUUGAUCGCGCUCGUACGUUGUACAAGUAUGCCUCCCAGUUUGCAGAUCCGAGGUCAGACCCUGAAUUCUGGAACAAAUGGCAUGAAUUUGAGGUUCAACAUGGAAACGAAGACACGUACAGAGAAAUGCUUCGAAUCAAGCGAAGCGUUUCUGCAAGCUACAGUCAGACUCAUUUCAUUCUACCAGAGAACAUGAUGCAAAAGGAUAAGCUGGUAGAUGUGGAAGAGGCAAAAGAUGAGCUGAAGAAGGCAGGUUUACCAGAAGAUGACAUGGCUGCUCUAGAGAGGCAGCUUGUGGCUCCAACGUCUACCGCCACAGAUGCAGUGAAAGAUGGCGGAAGAAGAGUUGGGUUCGUAAUUGCAGGAUCACAGUUCAGUGAGAACCAGGUGAAACCAUUGACAGGGAAUGGAGAAGAUAUUGAUCUUCCUGAUGAGAACGAUGGUGAGUCUGAUGGAGAAGACAGAGUGGAGAUAGCUCAGAAAGAAGUUCCUGCUGCUGUGUUUGGAGGACUUGCUAGAAAGAGAGAGGAAGAUGGUGAAGAAGCCGAGGAAGGUGGUGAGAAUGGUGCAGCCAAGAAGCUAGGUGCUCUAGAGAGGAUAAAGAGACAGAAACUUGUUCAGUGA